This is a messenger RNA of Girardinichthys multiradiatus, 853 nucleotides long. RefSeq names its product alkaline ceramidase 1 (gene acer1). Bases 8 to 853 code for a protein of 281 amino acids. Gene Ontology annotation, molecular function: hydrolase activity, acting on carbon-nitrogen (but not peptide) bonds, in linear amides. Gene Ontology annotation, biological process: ceramide metabolic process. Gene Ontology annotation, cellular component: membrane. The transcript has 7 exons. NCBI's taxonomy places the organism in Eukaryota, Metazoa, Chordata, Actinopteri, Cyprinodontiformes, Goodeidae. The record is from RefSeq and is a predicted model, not a curated record.
CGCAACCAUGGGAGGUAGGAGAAGCAUUGCAGGCUUCUAUUCAAGUGAAAAGAUUGCCAAUGCUUUCGCCUAUGAGAGUUCAGAACUUGACUGGUGUGAAGACAACUACAGAUACUCAGAACAUGUCGUGGAGUAUUUCAACACGGUCAGCAGCUUUUUUUUCUUCAUUGUCUCACCAAUCAUGCUCUAUCUGCUGCAUCCCUAUGCCAAAGAGAGGAACCUGGGGAUCCACGUGGUGUGGAUCAUGAUGAUUUUUGUAGGAGUUUUCUCAGCGUACUUCCACAUGACUCUUAGCUUCGUUGGCCAGAUGUUGGAUGAGCUCUCCAUUUUGUGGGUGUUGGCUGUCGGAUAUGCAGUUUGGUUCCCUCGUAAACUAUUUCCCUCUUUCAUUAAAGACAGGUCUACAUUUUCCCGCCUCGUCCUUUUGAUUACCGUCAUCACCACUGCGUCAUCGUUUGUCAAACCUGCAGCAAACGCCUACGCCUUGAACUGUUUUGGCCUCCACCUUCUGUACACCUUAGCUGUGGAGAUGAAAUGCUGCACUGACCAGAAGGCUUUACGCCUCGCCAAGCUGUCGGUGGCUCUGUGGGUGCUUGCCAUCUCCUGCUGGAUUAGCGACCGUUUGUGCUGCAGUCUCUGGCAGCGGUUAAACUUCUGCUACCUUCACGGGAUCUGGCAUAUUCUCAUUGUGAUGGCUGUUGCCUAUGGCAGCACGCUGAUAGCUUACCUGGAUGCCAGCAACGAAAUGCCCUAUUCACUGCCUGGACUGCAGUACUGGCCCUGUGAUAAAUGGGCAGUUGGAUUCCCCCACAUUGUCCUCUCCAGCUCUCUCAAGACUCGGAAACGGUGCUGA